CUUUGCUCAAUUCUCUUGCCUUCCCCAUCCGCACUCCUUGUUGUUUUCUUCUUUGCGUGUUGGGUGACUGAGAACAACAACCAAGAACUCUUGCUGCGUAGAAGCUGCUGACAGUGCAUACGCUUUUGUACGAGCAAGAGAGAUAGAAAGCUAGAAAGGAAAAAAAAUCGUGUCUUUACUCUAGAGAAUUCUUCUCCUACGCUGCGUCGACCAAAAGCGUUCCGGUCCCAUCCUUUCCUUCCACGAGACCGUUCCUGUGUCCUGGACGAAAGUCGGCUUGUAAGCCCAGCGGUAAGGGGACUCUCUCUCUACCGCAAUUGUACACUUUCAUCAACCGGAGGAAAGAUUUGCACAAUUGCGACCAACUUUCGUUGUGAGAUUUGGCAGUCGCGAGUUUCGCUCCUCUGACGUUCCCUUAACGUCGGCUCGUAUUUACGCUACGCUACACACCCCGCCGUGCCCUCCUUUCUAGUUCCCGGACUCAGCCGAGACGUCUUCCGAAAAAGUGUGCGUUUUGUUCACGCCCUGCCCCGCAAAAAAUCGUGGUAGAAGCAAACGGUACCAAUGAGUUACAUAUUGGCGCUCGGUGCCGACAAAAUCCGCCAUCACAUGGUGGAAAAGCGGCAUCAGAAAGAAGCGGCAGCUUCUGGUACGGCCGACAAAGACCUAGCCUGGUGUCACGAAGACUUGAUCAACCGACUCAAACGCAACGAAAUGGAAACAUUGAGUCUCGGUUGGAAGGAUUCCGAUUUCAGUUACCAUCGCAGUGCUCGUAAAGUUACGGCAUUGGAGAAGGCUCUGUUGGUGAAUACCUCCGUCCGUCACGUUUCUUUGGGAUGGCGUGUGCACCAUAAACGUCGAGAGAUACUGGUGCGCAUUCUCAAGGCCCUCUCUUCGAAAUCGCACAACGGAAAACUUCUCUCGUUACAGUUAGUCUUGGAUGAUUGGAUCCCCGAAGCGACUCUCAAGAAUCUUUUGUCCUCCCAACGUCAUUUGGUCACCAUCGAGAUUGGAGCUGUGCAAGUCAUGCGUCGCAAUGCCGUGGGACACGUAUGCUGUGCCGCGGCGGCAGCUUCACAGCGAGCCGCCACCGAAAGUGCCCGACUGUUUGUCGCCACUCACUCUUCCUCGGUCGCCCCAAGCACGACUGUAGCCUCGGUGUCUCGGAACAGUAACCUCGUCGUGCCAUCCGGUGAGUAUGGGCCUAUCGUGUCGCAAUUCUGUUGCGAUCACAACGUGGCCAGUCGUAUCUUUGGAAAAGUCGACGUCAACCAUUACAUUACGAAACUCAAGUCACUUAGUUUGGAAGAUUGUAAUUUGACCGACGCAUCGGCCGAAGUGUUGGCUGACGCCUUGCACUUGCGUGGGGGCAUUGCCAAUCUCUCCUUGCGGAACAAUCGACACCUGGGCAAAAGGGGAUUGGCCUUGUUGUGUCAAGCUCCCGUGAUGGACAAGCUCGAUUUUGGUAUUUGCGAUUUGGAUACCGACGAGACCAUCGCGGUGGCACACGCCAUCGCCCGACGUCCUUGGGUAUUGGGCGAACUCGUUCUGGCCGGAAAUUAUCGCAUGGACACGGACGGUCUGCUGGCACUCGUCUCGACCCAAACGUGUCGGAAACUACGGGCACUCGACGUGAGCUUUUGUGACGUGGGCGAUCACCGCGCAACCGCUGUUUUGACGGCACUGCGGCAAUUGAGUACCCAAACGGCGCUCCAUACCUUUAUCAUGCAAGGCGGUCGCAUAGUAUGUGCGGAAGCGACGCAAGCCCUGUGUGACUUAUUGUUGGAAAAUACACCGCUACGGACCUUGCGCAUCAAUCAUCCCCGCUCGCCGCAAUACGUGUCCACCGCCCAACUCAACUUGAUACUCACCAGCUUACGCGAAAACUACGAGCUCGAACAUUUGGACGUGGAUAUUCGGGUAGAAACAGUCUCGGACAUUGACAUUCAACGCGAGAUGGACAUAUAUUUUCGACUCAACAAAGCCGGGCGUCGGAUUUUGCGACCUAACGAGUUUGUGGCAAGCUUACCGCCCCGCGCGGGCUCGAAUAAAACAUCCCAUAAGCCGGAUUGGUACACGGUGGUGGCCAAUGCCGGGACGGAUUUGAAUGUUGUGUACUGGAUAGUCCGGCAGAGUGCCGAUUAUUUUGCGUCGUGGCAGUAGACCACCCUAGUGUGUUGUCACUGCUCAUUGUAAGCCAGAAAUUGUCUGUUGCCAAACUGGAGAGGAAAAGUUACUUGGCAAUGUAUGUACUAAGUCACACCGAGAUG
This is a messenger RNA of Phaeodactylum tricornutum CCAP 1055/1, 2270 nucleotides long. RefSeq lists its product with no specific name. The transcript has a single exon. The record is from RefSeq and is a predicted model, not a curated record. Gene Ontology annotation, molecular function: protein binding. The coding region runs from base 565 to 2163 and encodes 532 amino acids. NCBI's taxonomy places the organism in Eukaryota, Bacillariophyta, Bacillariophyceae, Surirellales, Neidiaceae.